This is a messenger RNA of Zychaea mexicana, 3597 nucleotides long. RefSeq lists its product as uncharacterized. The record is from RefSeq and is a predicted model, not a curated record. The transcript is spliced from 15 exons. NCBI's taxonomy places the organism in Eukaryota, Fungi, Mucoromycota, Mucoromycetes, Mucorales, Lichtheimiaceae. Gene Ontology annotation, biological process: intracellular calcium ion homeostasis. The coding region runs from base 1 to 3597 and encodes 1198 amino acids. Gene Ontology annotation, cellular component: membrane. Gene Ontology annotation, molecular function: P-type ion transporter activity; ATP hydrolysis activity; ATP binding.
AUGGAUCGCGGUGAUCCAUGGCGCCAAACUUUGCUUGUAGAAGAAGACGUCGAGAUUAGUAUCCAGGGAUACCGAAACCAUACGUUGGGCUUUCUGUUGUAUCGGAUCUCUUGUAUCGCAUCAUUGGGAGUGGUGUGGCUCGUGUGUCGCUGGAUGCCGCAGUGGUGGGUUUCGUGGGUCGGGGAACGAGCCACGUUAAAUGAGGCACAAUGGCUCGUAUUUGUGAAUCAAUACGGUGAGCAGGAGAUACUACGACCGCAGCACGAGUUCUACGGGGGCACUGUUGGAUCCGUGUUUUCUGUGGAUCAGAUGAGAGAGGUCAUUCGGAAUGAUGGAUGCAGCCCUGACGAAGCUCGGCGUUUGUUGAACAUGGAGGAAAAAUUGACCCACUUGAUUAUUAUGGAAUAUCGCUAUGUCCGGUUGGCGUAUCAUCCAUUGCUACGUCGGUUCUUGAUUAUUGGGUUCUGGAAGGAUACAAACUGGACAUCCAUAAAAAAUGCAAAGGCCGGGUUGACUACAGAAAAGUAUAUCCAACGGCUUUGUGCGUUCGGACCUAAUUUGAUCAACAUCCGUGAGAAACCUACAGGUGCCUUGCUGCGCGACGAGGUGCUAAACCCUUUCUACGUGUUUCAAAUUGGAAGUAUCAUUCUAUGGAGCAUGGAUGAUUAUUAUUACUAUGCAUUCUGUAUUUUUACCAUCAGUGCAAUAAGCAUCAUCACAACGCUCGUAGAGACAAAACAGACCAUGAAGCGGAUGCGAGAUAUGUCAAGAUUUGAAUGCAGUGUCCGCACGUUUCGGAACGGAUCAUGGCGUACGAUCAGUUCUACUGAGCUUGUACCAGGUGAUCUGAUCAAUUUGGCGGAUUUGCAUACGGUCCCUUGCGACGCGAUGCUUAUCUCGGGUGACUGUAUUCUAAAUGAAUCCAUGCUUACGGGCGAGUCCGUGCCUGUAUCCAAAGUUCCCGCGGCUGACGCCAUUGUGCGCAAAAUGGACCUUUCUGGACCCACAAUACCUGCAGAAAUCACAAAGCACUUUUUGUUCAUGGGUACCAAAGUGGUCCGUGUGCGUUGUGGUAACAAUGUCUCGGCUGCUGUUGCCUUGGUCGUGCGCACAGGCUUUAAUUCGGCUAAAGGCUCUCUCGUCAGAAGCAUGCUGUUCCCCAAACCAAACAACUUUCAAUUCUAUCGUGAUUCAUUUCGAUUUAUUGGUAUUCUUGGGAUUAUCGCGGUAUGCGGAUUUAUGCUAUCGACCAUCAACUUUAUCCGCCUGGGCAUCGAUACGGAAACCAUGAUCUUGCGUGCACUGGAUUUGAUCACUGUCGUUGUUCCGCCUGCAUUACCUGCUACCAUGUCCAUCGGUACCAGCUUUGCCAUCGGUCGUUUGAAAAAAAUUGGUAUCUUUUGUAUAUCUCCACCAAAAGUCAAUAUUGGCGGCAAAGUGGAUUGCAUGUGCUUUGACAAGACCGGAACAUUAACCGAGGAUGGUUUGGAUAUUCAUGGAUUCCGAACUGUAUCGGCACGUGAAGAAGGAAGUAGCGUGAAACAUUACUUUGAUGACGAAAAGCUGUCUAUGCAAGGUACCAAUCCAAGCACGCACGAUCUGGAAGAAGAGCGUUGUACAAAGGCUAGAAUUUUCCGUGCCAUGACCACUUGCCACUCGCUCAAGAUUGUCGACGGAGAAUUGAUUGGUGAUCCGUUGGAUCUGAAGAUGUUUGAACAUACCCGAUGGGAGCUCGAAGAAAGUGGUGGUGCGUCGUCUACUGGUCUCAAGACAAGAAGCGAAUUAGCGGCUCUGCAAGCUAAAAAGAGUGCCAAAGUUGGUAUCAUGCCCACAGUUGUCCGGCCGCCCGGUGGACGCCAAGAGUUACCUCUUCAUUUGAAUCAUAGCGAAGCCGCGCCUGUUGAGUUUGGUAUCAUCCAUUCAUUCGAGUUUGUAUCUGCUUUGCGACGCAUGAGUGUAAUUGUACGACAGCUGGCCAACCCAGUCAUGGAGGUUUUCGUCAAGGGUGCACCUGAAGUCAUGGUUGAUAUCUGCAAACCAGAAACUUUACCAGUCAAUUAUCAAGAAGUUUUAUAUUAUUAUACACAUCGCGGAUAUCGUGUGAUUGCAUGCGCAUCGCGUCAGUUGGACGGUGUCAAGUGGCACAAGCUGCAUAAGCUAAAAAGAAACGAAGUUGAGUCCAAUCUUACUUUCCUCGGGUUUAUCAUUUUCGAAAAUAAGCUCAAAGCGCGCACGAUCCCUGCUCUUACAACACUGCGCAACGCGAAUAUCCGUCAGAUCAUGUGCACUGGUGAUAAUGCAUUGACAGCCAUCAGUGUAUCUCGAGAAUGUAGCCUAGUAGAUGAAUCUGCAGAAAUCUAUGUACCCAAGUUCUUGAGUGGCUCCUCCACAGAUCCCAACUCUCAGUUGUCUUGGGAAAGCGUGCUGUCAGAAGGACAAAGUCUUGACAACGAUACUUUGGAGCCCCGUCGCUCGGAUUAUUAUGGGCGUCCUUAUCAUCUUGCUGUUACAGGCGAAGCCUUUCGCUGGAUGGUUGACAAUGCACCCACCGAACUUUUACAACGCAUGCUCGUUAAAGGUGCCAUCUAUGCUCGCAUGUCACCGGAUGAAAAACAAGAACUUGUGUUUGAACUACAAAAUAUCGGCUAUUGUGUUGGAUUUUGUGGUGAUGGUGCAAACGAUUGUGGCGCCCUCAAGGCAGGUGACAUCGGUAUCUCACUGUCGGAAGCAGAAGCAUCCGUUGCUGCGCCAUUUACUAGUAAUACAAUGGACAUUGCUUGUGUUAUUGAUGUGAUUAAGGAGGGACGAGCGGCCUUGGUGACGAGCUUCAGCUGCUUCAAGUACAUGGCCCUCUACAGCAUCAUUCAAUUCACUUCAGUCACACUUUUAUACGCAUUCGGCAGCAAUUUGGGUGACUUCCAGUUUUUAUACAUAGAUCUGUUUCUUAUAUUGCCCAUUGCCGUCUACAUGGGUUAUACUGGAGCAUGGCCACAUCUUCAUCGAAAACGCCCUACAGCAAGUCUUGUAUCGAAAAAGGUUUUGACCUCUCUCCUUGGCCAGAUCAUGAUUACUUCGAGCUUUCAAUUCAUUGCUUACUGGGCGACGCAUCAGCAGGAAUGGUACGUGCCCCCAGUAUUCAAUCCAGACGGGGAAAACAUUUCGUGUUUCGAAAACACAGUUCUGUUUUUGCUUUCGAGCUUCCAGUACAUCUUGAUCGCUGUGGUAUUCAGCGUUGGACCACCUUACAGACAGUCCUUAUGGACAAAUGGACGACUUGUGUUGGCCAUCACACUGCUAGUUGCAUUGACAACUUGGUGUGUGCUAUUCCCAAGCGGCUGGCAAACGAGCCUGCUCGAACUGCAAACGAUCCCAUUCAGUUUCCGAAUUUUUAUUAUGUUCCUUGCGGGUGGCAAUCUUGCAUUGAGCUAUCUUUGUGAAAAGUACUUUUUCCCUCAUCUCGCUGUAUGGCUCUCUAAUACCAAGAAGAAUCUCAAGAGCCAGCGAGCACAGUCAGGAUACGCUCCAUUGAUCAAGACACAUAAAAAGAUAUAUAAACGGGUUAUGGACGAGAUGGGCAUUGUAGAUAUUCACCAUUGA